CUCUCUCGCUCUCUCUGUCUCUCUCUCUCUCUCUCUCUCUGUCUCUCUCGAUAGAUAGAUAGAUAGAUCGAUGACAAUUUGCCAAUAAAGAUUAAAAAAAAUCCGCCAACCUGACACGGUCUCCUUGCGAUGACGUCACCGGUUGCAUGGCUCAGCACUUUCGUGGCGAGUGUGGCGUCGUUUUGUUUCUUUGGCAGAUGAAGCUUAUUCGGCGUAACGUCGACGCGUGUGGCGAGCUCGCAACAUGAACAAAGUGGCUUCUUUUCAAAUUCUGCUUGUUUGCUCUCACGUCGCUUCUGCCGCUCUGCACUCUCUGUGGCACGUGUACACGGUGAGCAGCGGCAUCCCGCGCCUCCCGCCCGUGACGGCGGCGGUGCUGGUGGACGGCGUGACGACGGAACAUUACGACAGCCGCGCCGGCACGGCGGUGGCCAAGCAGGCCUGGAUGGACGCCGUCCUCCGCCGUCACCCCGACUACUGGAAGGAGCAGACGGCGUUCUGGCAAGGACAGGAACACUUUGGCAACAUCAACAUGGCAAUACUCCUGGAUAGAUUCAACCAGUCGGACGGCGUCCACGUGUUCCAGGUGCUGCACGGCUGCGAGUGCGACGGCGACGAGUGCGGCGACGUGUCGGGCUUCAACCGCCACAGCUACGACGGCGACACCACGCUGGUCCUGGACGUGGAGCGCCGCGCGUGGAUGGCGCUCAAACCUCAGCUGGAGCCCACCGGCCGCAAGUGGAACCUAAACGAGGGCUGGCUGGAGUUCAUGGAGCACCGGCUGCUCCGGGAAUGUCCGCGCCGCCUCCGCGAGACGCUGCAAUACGGGAAGGACGUCCUGCGCCGGAUACAACGCCCCCUGGUAUCUCUGCUGCAGACGGAGCCGUCGGCGCCCGUCACGUGCCAUGCCUCGGGUUUCCGCCCCGACAAGGCGGACGUGUUCUGGACGCGCGACGACGAGCAGCUCCACGACGACCGCGUGGAGCACGGUCAGAUGCUCCGCAACCACGACGGGACCUUCCAGCUCGCCGUCCGCCUGCGCGUCGCCGGCGUGCCGCCCGCCGACUGGCGCCGCUACGCCUGCGUCUUCCGGCUCGAUGGACUUCCCGAGACGAUCGUCACCGCGCUGGACGCCGCCGUGAUCAAAACGAACUACGUCAAGCCAGCGGAUCACACCGGCGUCUUCGUGGCCGCCGUUGUGUUCGUCGCCGGCCUGGCGGCGUUGGCGGGCGCCGGCAUUUCCGUCCACAGGAAGAGACGACGUGAGCGUCGCGGUGACGCGCCGACGCGUGAGACGCUAACACCGUCCCCUGCGUAUACAGACGCCGGCGAAGACGUCCUUGGCGGUGGUGACCAGCAGGGGGAGACAUUGCGAAGUUCACUAAGAAAACAAACCGUAGUCACUUGUCCCCAGGUUUGUCCUCCCCACUGAUACCUGAGAAUUUCGAUGGUUUUAACAUUUCAAAUGCAUCUUUGUUGAUUUGUCUAUGCCGGUGAUAUGUAGUGACAGGAAGAACAGUUCCAAGCUCGUCCACUCGGUGGCAGAAGCUACAAUGAACUUGUGUGUUUUCAACUUCCAGUUGCACAGCGAGGGAAAUUUGGGAGUAGAUGGAGACAGGAUGCUCAUGAUUUCAGUCUGCAGGAGUGUAAAUUAAUAAAUUACGCAUUGAAAAGAAUUACAAACGCUGUUAAUCCAUGACACAUCCCCAAAAACAAAACAAAAACAUUUGAAAUGCUUUUUAAUGAGGACAAAUAGCACUCAUCGCUGAAUUAACUAUUGAAAGUGUGUACAAUGUUAGUAGCCUAAAGCUUUUCUUAAUCCAGUCCAGUACAUUUGUAACAGACAGUUGAGUUAUAUUUAACUUUUCAGUGCAAUACAUUUGCAUUUAAUCUUUUAAUACUGUUUAUUUCAGUAAAAUGAAAUGGUCUGUAUUCAUGUUUAAACUGCAUAAUGUUAGUGGUUUACAGUAAUAUAAACUGUACUUUUUAGGGAAUAAAACCUCAGCCUCCGUUUUGAUGAACGCUGCGCACUA
Phycodurus eques (leafy seadragon) is the source of this 2033-nucleotide messenger RNA. RefSeq names its product major histocompatibility complex class I-related gene protein-like. The transcript has 6 exons. Lineage: Eukaryota; Metazoa; Chordata; Actinopteri; Syngnathiformes; Syngnathidae. Gene Ontology annotation, biological process: immune response. The record is from RefSeq and is a predicted model, not a curated record. Gene Ontology annotation, cellular component: external side of plasma membrane. Bases 245 to 1432 code for a protein of 395 amino acids.